Acanthosepion pharaonis is the source of this 1023-nucleotide messenger RNA. The record is from the annotation of a GenBank genome assembly. Lineage: Eukaryota; Metazoa; Mollusca; Cephalopoda; Sepiida; Sepiidae.
AUGAUUAUCAAUGAAGGGAUCUCCCCACCUCAAGGUUGUUGUUUUCAUUUUCUUUUGUUUUCUGACAACUUAAUUUGUCCCCGUUUUCAUAUCAUUCGUUUUCAUUCUCCUAUCGUUCCUCUUCAGCCUCCUUUCAACUCUUUCAAUAUAUCUAUUCUUUAUUUCCAUUAUAAAAUAUGUUUGCCUGUCUUUCUUUUCAAUUUUAAAAUGCUUGGCUUCUUGUCUUUUAUUAUUUCUCUUCAAUCUCUUCGUUGUGUACAAACUUCUAUUCUUCAACAUUUUCCUUUCCUUCGUCGCCAUUCUCAUAACAUUCGUCGUCUGCGUUCUCCUACGAAUUUCCAUUUUUCAUUCCUCAUCUCUCCUGUCGUUUCUUUCUCUAUUCUCUUGUACGUUCUUCUCCUAUCCUUCGUUCUUCUCUCAGUUCUGUCAUUCUUCAGAUCCAUUAUUCUCUGUUUUAUAUUCUUCGUACCAACAUCUUUCGUCACCAUUCUUGUCUCCUUUUGUUUUCUUUCUCCCAUUCUUUGUCUCUCUUUUGCCUUCUUUCUACAAUUACUUCGCGUACAUUCUUCUCUCAUUGUCUUAUUUAUCCUUUCUUCGUCUCUAUUCUUGUUUUCUUUCUUUUAUUCUUCUCUCCAUUUUGCUUCCCUCUGUUUUCCUUCUCGUAUUUUUAGUUUCCAAUCUUCCAUCAUUUGUCAUCGUUUUACAAUUCCCCCUUCUUCUAUUUUGACAUUUUUCGUCUCUUUUUGUAUCGUUUACUUCUAUUCUCCUAUAUUUCGCUUUCAAUUCUUCUCUCAUUUGAACGCAUUCUCCCACAGCUUCUUUCCAGUCUUCUGUCCUCUUCCCUAUACGUCUGAUCAUUUAUACAUUCUUCUAUCUUUCGCAUUUAUUCUCCUAAUCUUUCUCUUUUUCCCUGUUCAUGGUUCAUUGCCUCCCUUCCAUUCUCUGUUUUACUAUUCUUCAUAUCUAUUCUCUUAUCUUUUGUCUCCAUACUUCUACCAUUUGUUUUUAUUUGCAUACUUAUAG